AUGAAGUACUGGGUCGCUGCUAGCCUGCUAUGCGCAGGGGUCGCCGCCAAGACUAUCGAGAUCAACGUCGCCAGCAUCCCGCUCUCCUUCUUGCCCGAUCAGAUCGCCGCCGACGUCGGCGACGUGCUCGAGUUUCACUUCUACCCGCAAAACCACAGCGUUGUGGCGGGCGAAUACGGCGCGCCCUGUUCUCCUCUCGACGACGGCGGGUUCUUCUCGGGGUUCGUGCCUGAGGAGGUCUUCACGGUCCUUGUCAACGACACAGAGCCCAUCUUCUUCUACUGCAGCCAGGGGCAGCACUGUGCCAUGGGCAUGGUGGGGGUGGUGAACCCGACGAUCAACCAGACACUCUUGGUGUAUACCCAGAGCGCCGUGGGGCGGAACUCGUCUUCACCCGCCGAGGCGUUUGGGGGCGAGCUCGGGACGGCUUCGUCUGCGAAUGACACGGCUGGCAACGGCUCCGGGGAGGCAAUCCCCUCGGGCGGGGCAGAAUCGACUGGUGGGAGUGCGCGUGAGGGCAGCAACAGCUUGGCCAGCUCAGUGCACUUCUCUAGGAUGAGUGUUCUUGGGUCUCUCGGGGUGGCGUUGCUCUUGGCGGGCAGCGUCUAA
Molecule: messenger RNA, 609 nt
Organism: Verticillium nonalfalfae
Lineage: Eukaryota; Fungi; Ascomycota; Sordariomycetes; Glomerellales; Plectosphaerellaceae
Exons: 2
Coding region: 1-609 (202 amino acids)
Source: RefSeq, a predicted model, not a curated record